AUGGCUUAUUCUGAAGAGCAAGGACGUGUCCCCUGUGGUUUCAUCCGCCAGAAUUCUAGCAACUCCAUUUCUUUGGACUUUGAGCCCAACACUGAGUACCGGUUUGUGGAACGAUUAGAAGAGCGCUACAAAUGUGCCUUCUGCCACUCAGUGCUUCACAAUCCCCACCAGACAGCGUGUGGGCACCGCUUCUGCCAGCACUGCAUCCUGUCCCUGAGAGAAUUAAAUGCAGUGCCAAUCUGCCCUGUAGAUAAGGAGGUUAUCAAAUCUCAGGAGGUGUUUAAAGAUAAUUGCUGCAAAAGGGAAGUCCUCAAUUUAUAUGUAUAUUGCAAAAAUGCUCCUGGAUGCAAUGCCAAGAUUAUUCUGGGGCGAUAUCAGCAGGUGACACUGGCCUGUUGUUUCCUGUUGCAGGACCACCUUCUACAGUGCUUAUUUCAAGCUGUGCAGUGUUCUAACGAGAACUGUCAGCAACCAGUCGUACGGAAAGAUCUGAAAGAGCAUUUGAGCACGUACUGCCAGUUUCGAGAAGAAAAAUGCCUUUAUUGCAAGAAGGGUGUGGUGGUCAUCAACCUGCAGAAUCAUGAGGAAAAUUUAUGUCCAGAAUACCCAGUAUCUUGUCCCAACAAGUGUUUGCAGAUUAUUCCAAGAACUGAGGUAGAUGAGCACCUGGCUGUGUGUCCUGAAGCAGAGCAAGACUGUCCUUUUAAGCACUAUGGCUGUACUGUAAAGGAUAAACGGGGGAACCUGAAGGAGCAUGAGCAUUCAGCGUUGAGGGACCACAUGCUUCUGGUGUUAGAAAAGAAUUUCCAAUUAGAAAAACAGAUUUCUGAUUUACAUAAGAGCCUAGAACGGAAAGACAGUAAAAUCCAGCAGCUAGCAGAAACUGUUAAGAAAUUUGAAAAGGAGUUUAAGCAGUUUUCACAGUUGUUUGGCAAAAAUGGAAAAUUGCUAUCAAACAUCCAGGCUCUUGCCAGUCACAUUGACAAAUCUGCUUGGCUAGAAGCACAAGUGUGUCAGUUAUUACAAGCGGCUAACCAGCAACAAAAUAAACUCGACCUGAGGCCUUUGGUAGAAGCAAUUGAUACAAUUAAACAGAAAAUUACCCUGCUAGAAACCAAUGAUCAAAAAUUAGUUGUUUUGGAAGGGCAGACUAAUAAACAUGAUGCCCACAUUAAUAUUCAUAAAGCACAGCUGAAUAAAAAUGAAGAGCGAUUUAAACUGCUUGAGGGUGCAUGCUAUAAUGGGAAGCUCAUCUGGAAGGUGACAGACUACAAGAUGAAGAAGAGGGAGGCAGUGGACGGGCACACGGUCUCCAUCUUCAGCCAGCCCUUCUACACCAGCCGGUGUGGCUACCGGCUCUGCGCUAGAGCUUACCUGAAUGGGGACGGGUCUGGGAAGGGGACGCACCUGUCACUAUACUUUGUGGUGAUGCGAGGGGAGUUUGAUUCACUAUUGCAGUGGCCAUUCAAGCAGAGGGUGACCCUGAUGCUUUUGGACCAGAGUGGCAAAAAGAACCACAUUAUGGAGACCUUCAAGGCUGACCCCAAUAGCAGCAGCUUUAAAAGACCUGAUGGGGAAAUGAACAUUGCAUCUGGCUGUCCCCGCUUCGUGGCUCAUUCCACACUGGAGAGUGCCAAGAACACCUACGUUAAGGAUGACACCCUGUUCUUGAAAGUGGCUGUGGAUUUAACUGACCUGGAGGAUCUCUAAUCAUUAUUUCUGGGGCGAUAAGAGGACUUCUUGGGUCCAGAUCCAUGGAAGAGGACACCUUCGACUAUCAUGCUAACCUGCAUCUAGACUGAAUACACAUUCAUAUUUGGCCCAUUGCCUUUAAUGUUUGAAGUGGAUUCAAAGUUCCUGAAGUGCUGUUACCUUUCCACUUUUUACUCUGUCCAGUUUGAAACUGAAAGCACUUAGAAUAUCCUCUUGUUAUUUAUAUAUAUAUAUGUUUUUUUAUCUCUUUAAACAGAGGGUAAGUUUCUUGAAAGCAAGGUCUGGGGCUUCUCUCUUUCACUGGUGCUUAGCACAGUGUCUCAGGGUAGACACUGUGGAAUACUGUAUAAUAUGGAAUGUUACAGAGGAGAUAAAGGUGGCAGAAUUCCAAAUUGAAAAUGCUUUGGUAUUUUAUUAUUUGAUCUGUUGAUUCUAG
Orycteropus afer afer is the source of this 2149-nucleotide messenger RNA. The record is from RefSeq and is a predicted model, not a curated record. Lineage: Eukaryota; Metazoa; Chordata; Mammalia; Tubulidentata; Orycteropodidae.